Fraxinus pennsylvanica is the source of this 1038-nucleotide messenger RNA. The record is from the annotation of a GenBank genome assembly. NCBI's taxonomy places the organism in Eukaryota, Viridiplantae, Streptophyta, Magnoliopsida, Lamiales, Oleaceae.
AUGGCCACAAAUCUUGAGUGCUCAGAUGAAGAUUACAUAGACAUGGAAUUAUGUUCUUCAUCAUCCUUAAACUUUGCAAAUUCUUCACCAAAAAACAAGGAUUUUGAGUUUCAAAUGUCUUCCGUUUGUAGCGAAAAAGACACAACAACUUCUCCAGCAGAUGAACUGUUCUACAAAGGCAAACUCCUACCUCUCCACCUCCCUCCAAGGCUGCAAAUGGUGCAAAAUCUCCUUUCCACCACCUCCAGCUGCGGCGGCGCCACCAACAAAGAGGGCUCCUUCCCAUUCAUUAGUUCUUGUUCUACGGCACCUUGUACCAACACAAACACCCCAUUGGACUCAUGCAACAUUUCUCCUUCAGAAUCAUGCAGGGUGAGUUGUGAACUGAACCCGGAUGAAUAUUUCUUUGAAUGGUCCACUGAAUUAAGCAGUUUCAUAAAAAAUAAUCAUAAUCAUCAUCCAAAAAAAAGUUGGACCUCCAAAAGGCUCAAGUUUAUUAAGCAUUCUAUAUUGGGUUCAAAGCUCAAGGCUUCAAGGGCUUAUUUGAAAUCUUUAUUCAGUAAAUCCGCUUGUUCAGAAGCCGAAAUCUUGUCCAAAAAUGAGAACUUUUCAAAUAAGUACUUUAAAGUAGCCAAGAAAAAUCCAACAAUAGGUUCUAUAAUCAAGAAUAUUGAGAAAGAAGGGAUUGAGGAUAAUGUUCAUAGAAGAUCAUUUUCAAGUGCAAUCAAACGACAUUCGCCAACAAAGUGUUUGUCUUCUUCGUCGUCGAAUUCAUCCUCUGCUUCUUCGUCUUUUUCGUAUAACUUGAAUAAUGUUCAUGAGUUACAUUUUCUCAAGAGGAGCAGUAGUGCACCUGAGAAUGAGGGUUCUAUUGAGGCAGCCAUUGCUCACUGCAAGAAAUCUCGACAGCUCCCGGAUUCAAUAAAUGCGUCACGGGAUUCUGCAUUCUGCAAAUUUUCAAAUUCCAAGAUUGCAGAUGGUGAGGAUCGAGAAAAAUCACUUGUUAUUUUACGUCGUUUGGGUAUAAUCGAGAAGUAA